AUGGCUUCUAAAGACACGUAUAAACUAGCAAUCACUGCUCUGGCGUGUGCUGUUACUUCAGCAUUCACAUACAAAACGUAUCAAGAUGUGUAUGGUAAUGGAGGGAAAAAAGAAGCGGAUAAGUUUAUUGAGGUUCUCGAUCCUGCACUGGAACUGUUGAAGCCGAAAGUUUAUAACGCUGAAGAAUUUAAACCCUCUCCAGAGUUCGCGGGAUCGAUUGAUGGAUAUGUUUUUAAGAGGGAUAAGCUUGGUGUCGGGUAUUACAUUGAUAAAGAGUUCGACGCUGUAUUACAGCCAGAGGUGGAGGAGCAACGCCGGAGAUUGGCUGAAAUGCCUUGA
Molecule: messenger RNA, 339 nt
Organism: Perkinsus marinus ATCC 50983
Lineage: Eukaryota; Perkinsozoa; Perkinsida; Perkinsidae
Exons: 3
Coding region: 1-339 (112 amino acids)
Source: RefSeq, a predicted model, not a curated record